Pseudo-nitzschia multistriata is the source of this 4409-nucleotide messenger RNA. Lineage: Eukaryota; Bacillariophyta; Bacillariophyceae; Bacillariales; Bacillariaceae. The record is from the annotation of a GenBank genome assembly.
AAAUAUACAGAAAAAGGAGGAACGGAGCUAUCCGACUGGUACUACAUAGGUUCUUCCGUCAUCGAAGGGCGAGCAAAAUUAGCUACACACAUACCACGUUCAACAAAAGUCAAAAAGUGAUCAAAAUAAACGAAGACGAACAAAGGAGAAGGAUAUUUUUAUUCACCCUAUAGAUCUAUUAGAGUAGUCCAUCUAUACAUUGCACCAUGGUCAAAUACAAGAAUUUUGGAAGCGGCGGAGGUUCUUCCCACCGUGGUUCUUCCCACCGUGGCGGUUCUUCCCACCAAGCAACUGGUAGUUUCUCCUUUCAUUCCCAGCACUCUUCUAAAACGAUUGCGACCAGAACGAGCAGCAAGAACAAAUACGAAGAUAUUUACCAAGACGAGGAUGUUUUGCGUCGACAAAAACAUCAAGAGCACCGAGAUGAAGACCAAGAAGAUUUGCGUUCGAAAGCCAGCGAUGACUUGGAUAUUAAGGGUAACGGAGAAGCCGAUUCGCUCUACGACAUGAUCUCGUACAAUGGGGUCACGGACGAGCACUCAACAUCUGUGUGCAUUUCAGAGUCUUAUCACGAUAGCUUAGGCGAUACAGAUACUUCAGCGGGAACGACUCUAUCUACUACGUCCCCACCACAACGAGGAGAAGAGCAUCGCUCUCCGUCAAACAAUCGGCGAUCGAAGCUAUCUUACAUGGGGUAUGUUCCAGUCAGUCCUAAUACCGCAGCAGCGAUGGCCAAAAUGCAGAAAACAGCACCAGAGCGCAAAAGCAAUUCUGGCAAGAACAACAUUGCUGAGAACAACCAUAGCGGUAGCUUGAACAACAGCAACAGCGGGCGGACUAUGGGCGGCGCAACCAACACUACUGGAAGCACAUUUCCUUCGAUCAAAGACGACGACACUUCGACGACGAGACGCCGGGAGAGGCGGUACAACUCCAGUGCGUCGAUGGAAGGCCGUCGGCAACCAAGCCAUCAUCAUUCUAGUAAUAGCCGCGGCGACGAAGACUGUUCUACGCUUUCGGGUCCCGCAGCUAACAUUGCCGAAUACAUUUCUCCCGGUCAGCAGAGGCUGAUGCAAGAGGAAGGCCGAAACCACCACCCAUCGGGACACACGGUUGGAGAUUCGACCACAGGCUCUGUCAGCGCCCAAAGCAGUGUCAUGCCGAACUCAUACGCCGGACACCAAGCCACGAUGUUGCAAAAUGCUCCACAACAGCAACAGCUCCAACAAAAUAAUCGUCGCUACCAUGUCCAUCGGCAACAUCAGAAGCAAUCCCAAUCAAGAGCCUUGUCUCCGGUAACUGAUGCUUCUCCUUCCGCCCCGAGAGUGGGUCAUCAUGUUCCUACCACUCCCAAUAUGAACAAUACCCAGCACGCAAACCACGGAGGGUGGGCGAGUAACAUCUACCAGAACAUGAAUGUGUCUCCGGUAACAGCGUCCCCCGGUAUGCCUUCUCCCCCAGGGAUGGUAUCACCCCAUCAAGAACAACACGGAGCACUCGACGGAAUAUCGCCGCCCUCGCUGAACCAUCCCCACCUACAACAGCAGAAUUUGAGCAACCCUUACAAUAACGGUGGUGCUUACUUCACCAACCGACAGCACCAGCACUAUCCGGCACAACACCUGCAGCAGCAACAAUUUGGGCUCCCGAACGUUUACCCGUACGGGAACAGCCCACAACAGCAGUCGUCUGGUUUUACGCCGCGCAAUCCCGUCCUUGCGCGACAAUUGCAGGCCUUUCAGCAAUACCACGCCCAGCAGCAGCAGCAGCAGCAACAACAGCAGCAACAGCAGCAGCAACAGCAGCAGCAACAGCAGCAACAACAGCAACAACAGCAGCAACAACAAGAACAGAAACAACAGAGCCACUUUCCCAUGGACGAAACCGCGGAAACAAAUACUCAUCUUCCCGACAAGAAGGUGACAAGCACUGUUACGAAGGGCAAUGGCGAACGAUCAUUUCUGCCUGCAACGGAAGACAAAGAAGAGGAAACAAGCACCAUCGAUAGCAGCAGUCAGCAACAACCCUUUUUGAUUUGUGGACCCGAUGGACCGAAGCUUACGAACGUGCACUUUGUUUCGCCGAAUCCCAAGAAGAGCAAGGGCUCUUCGUCGUCGUCCGGUGGGGGCCUAGCCGAUGAGGUCGGAACGAAGUGUCAGGCCCUGAUGGAAAACCUGUUUCGCUCUUGCGGUUCGAUUGCGGCCCACGGAUACCACAUCGACGGCAAGUCCUCUUCGAAACAGAAACGCUCCAAGUUUGAAAAGGUGGCAGACGAGUCGAUUGCGGGACUGAAAUCUCCCGCUGUGCCACAGCCUGUGCCACAACAGCAGCAGCAGCAGCAGCAGCAACAACAACAACAACAGGCUCCUCCCCAAGCGAAUGCUAGCAAUACCCCGAUUUCGAAUGCGAGUGCCCGUGCGAACGACAACCACGCUUCGUUUGCGGCAAACGCCAAGAAGAUCUUCAGCGCCGGCAACCACAUGAUGACCAACCUGCCGAAGGAUUUCCACAACCUGGCGCAAUCCGCCGCGUAUCACAACGUGUUCGACACCUUCCAGAAGUAUUACGAGCCUGGAAAAGAGGAGGGAGACAUCGACGCCACGAAAGAACGCCAGGAGCCAAUGGAACAGAACCCGACCAGGAACGGAACAACGCCCCAGCGGCAGCGAGAAGACCCCCCCUGCCCGGUUUCUCCUCUCGCGGCGGCGGACGACCAGAGCGCGAGCUCGACCCCCAGCAGGCCCAUUUCGCCGAGGUCUCCCAUCGGCCACCAGCGCAACCUCAUCCGAAAGCUCCGCGCGAGGCGGAUAAACCGGAGCAAGUCCCCGGUCCGGGGGGCCGAGGGUGCACCGGACCCGGACACCUGCGCGCCGCACUCCCCGACCAAGUCCCCCAGACCCAGGGACCCGGCCAAGGAAAAGGCGGUCGAGGCCUCGUACGAUACCUCGAAGAUCCAGCAGAACCGUCGGUUUUCGCGCAGCACGAUCUUCCACAAGGACGAUCCCCCCUCGAAGCAAGGGCCGGACCAACCCAGCGACGGCGACAGCGUGGACUCGUUUGCGACCCCGAAAUCGCGGGAAGGCGACGAGAGCCACGACGGCGACGGCGACGAGCGCAGCAAGGGACGGGAAUUGCUCGGCCAGUCGUCGUCGGCGAAAUCGAUGGAAGAGCUCGUGGCGUCCUCGUCUUCCUCGGGCAUGUCGGAUUCCCUGGUGGGAAGCGACGUCGACGAGGACGUCGACGAGGACGGCCUCUUGGUCCUGGACAACCCUUGCUCGCUGGAGGAAGAACUCGACCUCGAUUCGUUCGAGCAGCAGCAGUUUCCACACACCCAGCUCGACAUCAUCCAGGAGGGAUCCGCCGAGGAAUCCGCCGAGGAAGCCUCGGUCCGGCACGACCACAGGGUCGUCUCGGAGGAGGAGGGGUUCACCGCCGCUGGCGCAGUUGUGGAAGCGGAGGACUCGGCAGCCGCCAGAUCGCCAGGGGCCCAAGCGGCCGUCUGGCGGACCCUGUACGGGCUGGUCCGCCUCCUCUUUGUGUCGACGGUUGUCUUCCACUGCGGGGCCACGGUGGGCUUCUGGGAUCGGGUUGCCGAUCACCUGGGAAACAUCGAGGGGGGACCCUUGGUGCUGGAAAAAGCGGAAGCGGUGGUCUCGGACCUGAGGGCGGCCGGCACGUCGUUGGUUUCCGGCACGAGGGAGGUGGUAUCCGAGACGGUGGAGACGGUCCAGCAGAGGAUCGGGUCCAUCGACGACCCGCUGGCGAGGCUGGAGGAGGCCUUCCCGGGCCUCGAGGCCACCGCCUCGCACUGGCUGGAGGAGGCCGCGAGCUUCUACCACAGGCUCGAGCAGGCCGCCUCCGACCUGGCGAGGGAGGCGGCGAGCUUCGACAUUGAGAGCUUCGAAACGGCGGAAGAAGGUGCACCGGAGUUGUUCGGGGAGGAAGAAAGCCCCAUGAGCGACCUGGAGGUCUUUCACCAGCUGGUGGAGGAGGCCCUGUCGGACGACGAACGGGAAGCAGCAGCAGCAGCCACAGCCAAGGCAAGUUCAAGCGCAAGCGAAGGGGCACCACCGGAGGACGCCGCGGUCGCCCCUUUGCAGGGGGGCGUCGUCUCGGAAGUCGUUGUUCCCGCGACGGCAGGACCGGGCGUCGAACGAGGCAGCGAGGAGGCCAUCGAGGUCGUUGCCGCUGCCGGGCAGGAAUAGGCAAAAAAGACACAAGCUACUACGAAUACGAAUACAAAUACCACUACUACAUACUCCAAUUGCCACCAACGCCCGAGAGGUGUUGUGCCGUACCAUCACUAACUACGAGGACGCAACACCACUAUUAUUAUAUGUAAAAGCAAGAGAAGCGAUGGAGGCUUCUGUUCCAUCGUGAAUCCAUUGCCAUAAAAUAACCAGUGUAAG